AUGCGUGCGCUUCUGCUGAUCGGGUACUCCACCGACAUGAUGGCCCAGAUGAAGCUGUUCGGGAAAAUCUUGACCGAGUUCGCGUCAAUCUUGUCGGUCGUCGCUAUGUUCCUUGGAUUCUUCGCUUGGUUCGGAAAUGUCACCUUUGCGGGAGAAGAACGAUCGGUUUACUUCCCAAACUUCGUGGACGCGUGCUGGAACCUGCUCGUGAUGCUCACUACCGCCAACUUCCCGGACGUUCUGGUGCCGGCCUACACCCGCAACCGCGCCGCCGGCCUUCUCUUCUUCCCCGCCGUGGUCUUGGGCGUCUUCGUCCUCAUGAACUUCCUGCUGGCGUCGACGUACGACAAGUACUCCCACGGGCACCAGGAGCUGCUGGAUAAGAUGCUGCACAUGCGGGACAAGAACUGCGCCGCAGCGUUCGACCGUCUCGCCGCGGACGGCGAAAGCAAAUUGAGCACCAGCGUGAUGGAGGAGCUCCUGACCGAGGUCAACGUAUGCCUGGGAGCAGGGCCGGCGGAGUUGGACAGGCUGGCGGCCGAUCAGAGAACGCUGCUGGUUCAGUUGAUGGACGACGACGGAGAUUGUGGCAUCAGCAAGAACGAGUUCCAUGCUGUCAUCACGCUUCUCCAGUUACGGUUAGAGAAAUUUUCUCCAAAGACGUUCGUCGAGACAUGGCUCCCAGAUUUGUACAACAGCAGCUUCUGGCAGCGGCUGUGCAAGAUCAUUAAGCACCCGUGGUUCGAGUACGGCGUAGACGCGGUGCUCAUGCUGAACGCCCUUCUUCUGCUGGUGGAAUCUGCCGAAGCACUUUCGGGAGAGGCUGUCCAACGAGACGGCGGCAUCUCCGAAAAGAACGCCUGGCUACAAGCGGAGGGGACGGAUCACGGACUCAACUCUCUGCUCGGCUGGGUGUACGUGGUGGAAAUGACCCUCAAGAUUCUCGUGUUUGGCUGGAACGGAUACUGGUCCAAGAAUCGCAACCGGUUCGACGGGGUCAUCACCCUCGGAGGUGUUUUCACUGAACUCCUGCUCAAGACCACGACCAUCUCUACGACUCUCAACCUACAAAACGUGGUGGUCUACUUCGUCACCUUCCGACUGCUGCGAGUCGCCCGCCUGAUGGUGGCUGUGCCUGAGAUGAGGAUCGUCAUGACUACGUUCGGCAACAUCGCACCGGAGGCGUUUCAGUUCAUGAUGCUGCUCUUCGUCUGCGGGUUCACCUUCUGCGUGCUCGGAGUGCAGCUUUUCGGAGGCCUGGUUCAUUCCGACCCCGACAGCCCAACCAACGAGCACCUCAAGGAUACGUCAUACGGACAGUCCAACUACUGGGCUUUCAACUUUAACGACAUGCCGAGCGGGAUGGGGACUCUCUUCUGCCUUCUGGUUUUGAACAACUGGUUCGUGUUUGUGGAUGUCUUCGUCAAAGCUAGCGGCGACAACAAGUGGAACCGAUGGUUCUUCGUGGCCUUCUAUGUGCUCGGCGUGCUCGUGAUCCUAAACUUGGUCAUCGCGGUUGUGCUGGAAAAUUUCAUCAUUCAGUGGACAGCGAGGCGCACGAGGCACGCGGAGAAGAUGAACUUCCUAGAGCAACACGCGCACGACCAGAGCGAGGAGGUGGAGGACCACCGGACCACCAGCAAGCCUAACGGGGCUCAGUACAGGGUCAGGCUGGCGUCUUCCGUCAAGAUGAUCGAGAAGGAUGACGUCAUCAAGCGGUUCCUUCAACUUGAGCAAAGAGACAGGGUUGGACAGUUGUCCGACUCAACGCCUGCGGAUGAUCCCCUUGGGGAAUCCAUGCGUCGACUACUAGGAUUUGUGCGUGGCAACAGCGGCGGAACGGGUCCACGCCAGCCCAUGCGCCAGGCUUCAUCACACCUGCUGGCAGGGGACCCCUCGCAGGACAGGGUGGUGGGGACCUUGCGGAGGGCCAGCAGCGUUGACGAGGACACCAUUUUAUUGACCACUGUCGAUGGCGGCCUCCCGAACUACGGCCAGCGCGGUGUCAGCAUCAGCAUCAGCAGCAACAGCAGCAAUAACAGCAGCCCCGAGUAGGAACGUGUUUCCGAAGGGUAUCCCACCAUGAAAACAGACCAACCUUCAAGGGUAAGGAAGUGGGUCGCCACCGUCGCUGGAAAAGGUGCGGCGGGAAUAGCGGUGGUGUCGGCGGCAACAGCGGACGCAGCGGUUAUUCUCAACCUUCGCCGAUUUCUUCGUGUAUCGAUUGUUUCCGAUUUGCAUGUUUCACUGCGUGAUUUCGAAUGUUUUACGGUCCGGUUUGAAUGUUUUCCUGUCCGGUUCGAGUAUUUUACUGUCCAUCCUGCCGUAGGCGGUCAUACAUAUAUGUUAAGUCUCCACCUGUACAUUACUCGAUCCUAUCGUAAACCGUACUUUAUCGAUUGUGGUCAUCAACAUUUCGAUGUGCAUGAAACUAAACGAAAUACGAAAGCGGGCUAAGCAAGCGACUAUCAGAGUAUAUUGGGGACCACCGUCGCAUGUUCAAUUGGGGAGUAGAAAAUAUGGCUUGCUGCGGUGCACGUAUCCUAUGGGAUUACUUCUGUCUGCUUGUAUUGGUCGGGAUCAAGAGUUGAACCCAAACUUGUGAUUGUAUCUACUUUGUCCUUCUGUUUCACAGUGAUCAGUGAUCGCCCGUUUGAGCCUGGUGUGACAUUACGAAAAUAUCGGGCUUGCCGCGUGGCAUGUAUCCCGUGGAACUAUCUCUGCCUUUAUUCGUAGGGAUCAGUUACUGAAUCCAAAGUUGGUGAUUGUCUCUGCUUUAUCCUUUCACAGUUAUUGCCCUUUUCAGCCUGGUGUGAGAUUGCAUGAACAUCGGAAUUGCCGUGGUGCACGUAUACUGUGGGGCUAUCUCUGUCUGCUUGUUUUCGUCGGGAUCAAUUACUGAAUCCAAAGUUGGUGAUUUUCUCUGCUCUGCUUUAUCCUUUCACAGCUAAAGCCCUUUUAAGCCUGGUGUGAGAAUGCAAGAAUAUCGGGCUUGCCGUGGUGCACGUAUCCGGUGGGACUAUCUCUGUCCGCUGUUUUUCGUCCGGUUAACGAGGAACCCAAACUUGUGAUUGUACUUGUAUAAUGUACGUUUGUCCUUCUGCUUCACAGUCAUGGCCCUUUUAAGCCUGGCGUGAGAAUGCGAAAAGUUAGGGCUUGCCGUGGGGCAUGUAUCCUGUGGAACUAUAUCUGUCUGGUUUUAUUCGUCGGGAUCAAGAUUUGAACCCGAAGAAUUGGUUGGUUUCUCUGCUUU
Ectocarpus siliculosus is the source of this 3253-nucleotide messenger RNA. The record is from the annotation of a GenBank genome assembly. NCBI's taxonomy places the organism in Eukaryota, Phaeophyceae, Ectocarpales, Ectocarpaceae.